Molecule: messenger RNA, 1038 nt
Organism: Sparassis crispa
Lineage: Eukaryota; Fungi; Basidiomycota; Agaricomycetes; Polyporales; Sparassidaceae
Exons: 8
Coding region: 1-1038 (345 amino acids)
Molecular function (GO): oxidoreductase activity, acting on the CH-CH group of donors, NAD or NADP as acceptor
Source: RefSeq, a predicted model, not a curated record
AUGGCACCCUCGCAAUACACACAAAUCGUCCUGGCGGAGAGGCCAGAGGCGGAGAUCACACCCACCACUUUUCGUCGCGAAGUUGUGCCGUUCAACCUCAAACCGGGCAGCGGGCAGGUCCUCGUGCAGGUCAACUACCUGUCUCUCGAUCCUGCUAUGCGCGGGUGGUUGAAUGACCGCAGGAGCUAUAUGCGCCCGGUGCAGAUUGGGGAGGUCAUGCGUGCUUCGGGCUUGGGCAUCGUGAUCGAGGCGGGCGAAGGCAGCGCGUUCGCGCGCGGUGACUGCGUCAGCGGCGGCUUCGGAUGGCGGGAGUACGCCGUGAUGAACGACAAGGACGUGCAGAAAGUGCAUGUCAGCCCGGGCACGGAGCUGCUCGAUUACUUGGGUCCUCUGAGUUUCACAGGUCUUACUGCGUACUUUGGUCUGUUAGACGUGGGCAAAGUGAAGCCUGGAGACAAGCUACUCGUAUCUGGGGCUGCUGGUGCUACUGGGUCUGUCGUCUGUCAAAUCGGAAAGCAGAGGGGAGCGAAGGUGUACGCAAUCGCGGGGUCGGCGGACAAGUGCGCCUGGCUAGAGAACGAGAUUGGUGUCGAGAAGGCGCUCAACUACAAGAGCCCAACAUUCCACCAAGACUUCAAGAAUUCCGUGGGGUACAUCGAUGUCUACUUUGAUAAUGUCGGUGGGGAGAUACUGGAUUUUGUGCUGACGCGGUUGAAUACGUACGCGCGGAUCGUUUUGUGCGGUGCCAUUUCGGACUACAACACCUCAGCGCCAACAGGUCUACGAGCAUACAUGAACCUCAUCUCCCAACGUGCAAAGAUCGAAGGUUUCAUCGUUAGCGACUACGAAGAGCGCUUCCCCGAAGCGCUCAAGGAUCUGGCGUCAUGGCUCGCUAGCGGGAGCCUGAAGCGCAAGUUCACCGUCGUGCAGGGGCUCGACAAUGCCCCUACUGGGCUCGGUCUACUCUUCACCGGUGGGAAUACCGGAAAGUUGGUGGUGAAAGUCACUGAAGACACGACGCCUUCUGCAAACCUGUGA